This is a messenger RNA of Oreochromis aureus, 3894 nucleotides long. Its product is annotated as inverted formin-2-like. NCBI's taxonomy places the organism in Eukaryota, Metazoa, Chordata, Actinopteri, Cichliformes, Cichlidae. Gene Ontology annotation, molecular function: small GTPase binding; actin binding. The record is from RefSeq and is a predicted model, not a curated record. Bases 327 to 3425 code for a protein of 1032 amino acids. Gene Ontology annotation, biological process: actin cytoskeleton organization. The transcript has 24 exons.
UCAUAGAACAGAAGUUAUGUGCGUACUGAAGCGCACGCACGCGCCCGCUAUCGGCGGCUGGCACUGUGACCUCUGACCCCGCCCACAGGGCUCGCGCGGAGACUCUCGCAGACACCGAUCAGUCCUUCAGACUUUGUCCGAGUUUCUGGAAGCUUCAGCGGGGACCGCGGGAGCCUUCUGCCCCCUCGGGGUCCGCAAUAAGGACACGAGCUUACCGCCUCUCUGUCUCUUUAACGGAAACACGAAGCAGUUCGUGAGCCAAAACUUUUCAGUGACCUGCUGACAGAUUCCAGCUCAAACGUCGGUAAAACAUUUGGCCUGUCAUCAUGGCAACCAGUACCAAAUGGGGGGCGGUAAAGGACCAGGUGACCAGAGGCCCCGCCACAGUCACUGACGGCAAGGUGGAAGCCAAUCUGGAGAACGCUGACCCCGAGCUCUGCAUCCGACUGCUGCAGGUUCCCACAGUGGUGAACUACUCGGGUCUGCAGCGGUGGCUGGAGGCGAGUAAUCGGUCAUGGAUGGUGCAGUUCCUGGAACUACAGGGUUUGGACCUCCUGCUGGAGGCGCUGGAGCGUCUGUCGGGCCGCGGCUGCGCCCGCAUCAGUGAUGCUCUGCUGCAGCUCACCUGCGUCAGCUGCGUCCGGGCCAUCAUGAACUCGUCCACAGGGCUGCACUUCAUCCUGGACAACGAGGGCUACGUCAGGACGCUGGCUCAAGCUCUCGACACUUCCAAUGUCAUGGUGAAGAUGCAGCUGUUCCAGCUGCUGGCGGCUCUUGCCGUCUUCGACCCUCGGGGACACCGCCUUGCCCUAGAUGCGCUCGACAACUACAAGAGCUUGAAGAAGCAGCAGUAUCGCUUCAGCGUGAUCAUGAAUGAGCUUCACGCCACCGACAACAUCCCCUACAUGGUGACGCUGCUGAGUGUGGUCAACGUCCUCGUGCUGCAGGAGGAGGAGCUGAGGAGGAGGCACCGGGUGCGGCAGGAGUUCAUCGGUCUGCAGCUGCUGGACCUGCUCCCCAGGCUCAGGGAGACGCAGGACAAAGACCUGAACAUCCAGUGUGAUGUGUUCGAAGACUCUCUGUCGGAGGACAUGGAGGAGCUGGAGAGACUGUACGGAGGGAUUGAUAUGAGCAGCCACCAGCAAGUCUUCACGACGCUCUACACCACGGUGUCCAGCCAUCCGUCCUCCGUGCAGCUGCUGUCCAUUCUUCAGGCCUUGUUGCUGGUGGGUCCGGACAGAGCUGAGGUCUGGUGUGCUCUGGAGCUGCUGAUGGAUCGAGCCACCCUGCUGGCUCAGGACGCUGAGGUAGACUCUGCAGACCACCUGCUGGAGAAGCUCCUCCCCCGAAAGACUUACUCAGCCAAUCACAGGAGCCGUACCAUCGACAGGGUGGUCCAGACUAGACUACCAGACAGUCCUCCCAGCCAAUCAGAGGCACUCACCAAAGAUGCCCCAACAGCCCCCACCGCAGCAGCACUGCCUCCGGCUCCUCCCACUUCCUGUCCCCCCGCUCUACCUCCUCCCUUACCCGGUGCUAUGGCUCUUCCCCCUCCACCCCCACCCUUACCUGGUCCUAUGGCUCCUCCCCCUCCACCCCCACCCUUACCGGGUACUGGACCUCCACUCCCUCCUUCUCUUCCAGAUGACAUCAGAGCUGAGACAGUUCAAAGUCUGGGCAGGUCAUAUAGCAGCUCCGCCCCUAAUUCAAGCCACACCCCCUUCCCAACGCUGCGGAUGAAGAAGCUGAACUGGCAGAAACUUCCGUCCAGACUGGUGUCAGGCCACGAGUCUCUGUGGACGUCGACAUCUUUGGACUCCAUGGAGCCAGAUUACUGCAGCAUCGAGCAGCUCUUCAGUCUCCCUCCAACUGAGACAAAGACCAGAACCAAGUCAAAGACGGAGCCCAAAGAGGUGUCCUUCAUCGACGCCAAGAAGAGCCUUAACCUCAACAUCUUCCUCAAGCACUUCAAAUGUUCCCACGAGGACUUUGUGGAUCUGAUCCGAAGAGGAGACCGAUCGAAGUUUGAUGUGGAGGCCCUGAAACAGUUGAUCAAACUCCUCCCAGAGAAACAUGAGGUAGGGAACCUGAAGUCUCAUCAGGCAGAGCGGGACAAGUUGGCAUCAGCAGAUCAGUUUUACUUGCAGCUCAUUGAUCUGCCCAGUUACUCUCUGAGGAUUGAGUGUAUGUUGCUGUGUGAGGAGAGCAGCUGUGUGUUGGAAACUAUGAGGCCCAGAGCUGAGCUGCUGGACCGCGCCUGCCAGAGUGUGAAGGAGAGCGCUCGGCUGCCAGUCUUCUGUAAACUAAUCCUGAGUGUCGGAAACUUUCUCAACUAUGGAACUCACACGGGGAACGCUGAAGGCUUUAAGAUCAGCACUCUGCUCAAACUGACCGAAACCAAAGCCAACAAGUCAAGAGUCACGCUGCUGCACCACAUCCUGCAGGAGGCUGAAGAAAAUCACCCCGACCUGCUGAACCUUCCCGAUGACCUGGAGAUCUGUGCAACGGCUGCUGGGCUCAGCUUGGACUCUAUUCAGUCUGAAACAAACACUCUAAGCAAACGGCUGAAAAACUCAGAGAGGAGCAUUUCCUCCUCAUCUGACGACAUGAAGGAGCAGUACCUGUCCACCAUACAGGAGAGCCUGCAGGCUGUCGAGCAGCUGCAAGUGCUGCUGUCAUCUGUGGAGGAGCAGAGGAAGCGCCUGUCCGUCUACCUCUGUGAGGACACCAGCAGCUUUUCCCUCGAAGAGCUCUUCACCACCAUCAAGACCUUCAGAGACCUGUUCCUCCGAACCCUCAAGGAGAACGAAGGUUACAGGGAGCAGGAGAAGAGGAGGAAGAGGCUGGAGGAAGAGAGGAAACGGAGAGGAGAAGCUCCCACCGGAAAGAUCAUUAGGACGGACACGGCCAAUCAGGACGAAGGAUGCAUCGUCGACAACCUGCUGGCCGAGAUCAGGAAGGGCUGCAGGCUGAGGAAGACAAGGCCACGGGCAGAGCCGGGCUGUGGGGUUAAAGGUCAGCCCAGGGUCACGCAGAUGUCGCCGGCCCAAGAUGAGCCAGAUUUGCCCAAGAAGCCUCGGGAGGAGGUCCGGACUCCCACACAUCCACCUGCUGGAACCAGACCAGAACCGGAGCUGGCAGAGCCCGACAGAGCUGCCUCAGAGCUCCAGGCCCUCGGUGAACCCCCCACAGCUGAGGCCCAGGGUCUGGAGUCUGAAGUGGAAACUGGACCGGCGCAGCAGGAAGUCCAGCACGCAGCAGCUGGUCAGCAGGAUGUGACCCAGGCGAACAGGAGCAAAGAUCCUAACCCGGAAGAUUCUGCACUCCAGAACGCAUCGAACACCUUAGACACCAGCCCGGCAGGAGGCAGUGGUCACACAGGAAGGAAGCGUUCGAAGAAAAAGAAAAAAUGCAUCCUUCAGUGAGGUGAAUGGAUCAGGACUUGUUUCUGUGGCGACAGCACUGAACCUGCAGGAGAACAAAGUGUUUAAAAGGGAAACACAAUCACAAAGGAGGAGGAAGCAGCAAGGAUUCUGGGCGGAGCUUCCUGUGACUGACCGAUCUAACCCUCGCUCACCUCUCGGUGGCGACUGCGUCCGUUUGUGAUGUCAGCAAGGUUUCUGUGUACACUUCCUGUCAGGUGGAGGCGCUGCUGGUCUCUGAGCUCAGGUGGUCUGAUGUGGGUGGGGCUCAGAAAGCACAGCACAGCAAAGAAACUCUGGCCAGGUUAAUGCCACCUGCCUGCUCACCUGCUUUCCUGCAAAAGACCUUUCAGAUUAAAAGCCUCACAUUGUUCCCCUGCAGGUGUUCAGGUUUUAGACUUUUCGGUUCUUAUUGUUGAGGAAAUGUUCGCUGAAACUUUUACUGUGAGAAUAAAUGUUGUUCCAACCCUUU